Messenger RNA from Bactrocera neohumeralis, 1720 nucleotides. RefSeq names its product tectonic-like complex member Mks1 (gene Mks1). Lineage: Eukaryota; Metazoa; Arthropoda; Insecta; Diptera; Tephritidae. The record is from RefSeq and is a predicted model, not a curated record. Gene Ontology annotation, cellular component: MKS complex. The transcript has a single exon. Gene Ontology annotation, biological process: cilium assembly. Bases 85 to 1575 code for a protein of 496 amino acids.
AACGUUGUCAAGGAGACCGACAAAUUUUUCUGAAAAAUAUAAACAAAACAAGCGUUUAGUAGUUUGAGAGUUCAGGUUUAAAAAAUGUUUCAUAUAUUUCCAAAACAUACGGGAAUCUAUAAUAUACUUGACAAUAUUGAAUAUCUAGAAUUGGAAGUGCAUUUCCGUCACAUUAACUCUUUGUUGAAAUUGCCAAAGUUCGAUCGGGCUUUCAUCGAUGUAAAAAUCAAUAGUUUAACUAAAAAUAUUGAAAGUGUUAAACAAACUGAAGACACAACUUGUUUGAGAAGAAUUCGUUGGCAAGAAAAACUUUUAAGUCCUAGCGAAAUUGAACUCUAUAAAGAUGAGCGAAUUUGUCUCACCGAUACACAAAAGAAGUAUAAUCAAUGGCUAUUGGAGGCUGGGGUGUCAGAAGUUUCGUCAGGGCACUCUUCAUCGGUGAACGAAGUGAGCAAACGUUGUCAUAAAAAGCGCAAUAAAAAGUCGCGAAAAGCAGAAUUUUCAUCCAAAGAACGUUGGGGUGAAAUAUUUACCUAUGUGCAUGAGGACGACUUCAAUCCGGAUAAAGGUUCGUUAUUAUCAAAUGGAGACAAGAUUGAAAAACAAACGAGAUUUUAUGAACACGUCGCAGCACAGCAGUUUAUGUACAUAUUUGCUGCCAUAUCACCAGACACACAAUUGGUAUCUCUUGCUUGGUAUCCGGAACAGCGGCAAUUACAUAUUUAUCCAGAUUUCAACGACAUCGCCGUUAAUCCCUAUUAUAUUCAAGUCGACACAGAUUAUCGUCAUUUGUACGCCUUUGCUGUGCAUAAUGUUUCAAAGCGUAGGCGUGUUGCAAAUCCGACAACUUACUUGCGCCUUCCAGAGUUAACAGCACAUUGGCAGGAAGAACGAGACUUGAACACCUUGUUUGAUCUGCCACCGAAACGCACAACCCGUAUAUCAUUGCUUUUUGAGUUACGUCAGGCGAAUGGAUUCAGCUAUGACAAUAUUCACGUACGUUAUCAGAUUAAAUUGCCAGCAAACACCAUUCUCGAAGAAGGUGUGUUGAACGCCAGUACGCAUGCUAGCUCUCCUGGUCCUGCUAAUGUUGAUUGCUUCUUCGGUUAUAAUUGGCAAUUGACUCUGCUCUGCGAGGAGGACUUUGAUCCUGCUCACUUGUUGCAUGUAUACUUCGAAGUAAUUUCUAUUGACAGCUGGGGUCGCGAACGUAUUGAAGGGUAUGCACACUAUUCAACAUAUCUUUUAACCGGAUCGAACUCAGCAAAGCUUAUGUGUCUAUGCCCUGCCGAAGGAAUAUUAGAAACACUCACUCGUUAUCUAAUCGGUGGACGUCGACUAUUUGAUUUUAUAAGUUUUUAUACAGACACGGCCAAAGAUACACUUAUCAAAUCACGGUACGGCUGUCGCAUUCAAACCACGGGACAACUGGAGCUUAAUUGUCAAUGUUUCAGACAACGUCACUGUGAGUUGCUCACUCCAUCGACGAACAAGACAAGUGGAAUGACUUUGGAUGAUAUUAUGUUAGCGUAUCGCGAAUCUCGCAGGCGACUUGAAGCUGUGGUGUUGAAGUGACAACACUCAGUUCGGUUAUACCUGAUCCAUCAGUGCUCAAUUCGGAUUUGUAGAAGAAUUCUUUACAAACUUUAAUUAUAUUAUUGAUGCCCCAUGAGGAGUGAAAUAGUUUGCUGAAAGUGAAUAAGAUCUGCUUAAGGCAGAA